Malaclemys terrapin pileata is the source of this 2819-nucleotide messenger RNA. Its product is annotated as folate receptor alpha-like. Lineage: Eukaryota; Metazoa; Chordata; Testudines; Emydidae. Bases 1076 to 1813 code for a protein of 245 amino acids. The transcript is spliced from 5 exons. Gene Ontology annotation, cellular component: external side of plasma membrane. Gene Ontology annotation, molecular function: signaling receptor activity. The record is from RefSeq and is a predicted model, not a curated record.
GGGGGAGUUGGCAAAGCAGCAGCACCUCCCCCGGGGGCACCAGAAGGGGUUGAGCCCUGCCCCUCUCUGGAGGCACAAAGCUGGAGGAAAAGGCAGCUGGUGUGAGUUUUUCUUAAAGUUAAUUCAGUAUUUUAGGACAAAUUGUCAGAGUGGCCCCCAGCAAGAGCUGGUAGCUGCACUCUGAGGCCUCCAAAAAAUGUGUUGUGAGAACCCCUCGCCUAGAUGUCUAACACAGGGCGUGCGGAUAGCAGGGACUUUCAAGGCACCUACAAGUUAGGUGUUGCAAUGCCUAAGUCCCUCUGAGGAUUCGGGCCCACCCAUCUUGAUUCCCAUCCUUCCCAAGACCACCCCCCCUUGAAAUACGACUGAUGGGCCUGGCCUACAUGAGCAUUGUUCUUUCGGUGGGACCUUGUGCCUCCUUCUCACCUAGACCUAGACAUCGGCCACGGGCUCUUUGGAGCUGCCCCUGUAGGAGAGGGGGCAGAAAACCAGGAGUUUAGAUGCAGCCCCAGGGGCUACAAAUGUGGGGAAUGAAUGUGACCGGUGCUGAGCGCCAGCAACUCUCAUGGACUUCGAAGCCCAGCACCUCUCCGGAGCAAGGCCUCUGGUCUCCUUUGGGGCUGACCAGGUCAUGGCCGACACAAGCUAGACUAGAGGCCCCAGCUGAUUAGCCAGCUGAAUCUUGGCCUUCUCUGGCUCCUUUAUCUGCCCAAAUUUACAGAGCAAAGGAAAAAAGUCUCCAACAAAGACUGCCCAGCAGGUGGGACUGAUGUUCUAAUCCUUGGCCAGGGCUUGGUCAGACAUCUCACCUUUGAGAUGAAAUGCUUGAUUGUCUUCUUAACGUGGGACUAAGCUGCCCUCCAGCAAACACACACAGCUCUUUGGCUGUUAGCAAAACUGCUAAUUUACAGAUAACGAGCACUGGUUACAAUGAAGCCUCAUUAACCCGGUUGUGUGGAGGGGUUAUCACCUGUGGUUAAAGGACCUGACUAUUAAAGCUGACACCAGAAGCUUGUCUGCUGUGGUGAGCACUUGCUUGAAGUAGUGGUGAAGAGCUUAUCCCCCAGCAAGGGAGAUGGCAGUGCGGUGGGCCGUGCUGGGGCUGUUGGCUUCCUGCGUGGCCAGUGCUGCGAAGGAAUCUAUGCUGAAUGUGUGCAUGGAUGCCAAGCACCACAAAACCAAGCCAGGCCCGGAGGGGGCGCUGCAUGGCCAGUGUGCCCCGUGGAAAGACAACGCCUGCUGCACGGCCGAGACCAGCAAGGGGGCUCACCAGGACCAGUCCUACCUGUACAACUUCAACUGGAACCACUGCGGGGUGAUGCCAGACAAGUGCAAGCAGCACUUCAUCCAGGACACGUGUCUGUACGAGUGCUCGCCCAACCUGGGGCCCUGGAUCGACCAGGUGGAUAAUAGCUGGCGCCGGGAGAGGAUCCUCAAUGUGCCGCUGUGCAAGGAGGACUGUGAGCUGUGGUGGGAGGCCUGCAAGGACGCGGUCACCUGCAGAGAGAACUGGCACAAGGGCUGGAACUGGACCACAGGGACCAACCGGUGCCCCCGCGGGUCCACGUGCCAGUUGUUCAAAUAUGUCUUCCCCCAGCCGGCAGACCUGUGCGAGAAGAUCUGGUCCAACUCGUACAAAUACACCACGGAGCACCGGGGCGGUGGGCGCUGCAUCCAGAUGUGGUUUGACCCUGCCAACGGGAACCCCAACGUGGCCGUGGCCAAGUACUACGCCCAGAACGGGAGAGAUGACUCUCCUGCGCCGCGGGCUGUCCUGCUGCUGCUGCCGGCUGCUCUCCUGUCCCUGCUCUGAGCAUCCAGAAGCCUCUGGCAGCCCCACUGGUUUAUACAGGAAAUAUUUCUGCUCGGGGCACAGGGUGUGUUUGCCCUGCGGCCCUGUUUUGGGCUCUGGCCAGCAGAUUCCAGAUUCUGUCUGGCUACUGCUAACCCUGACACAACACGAUAGAACCAGACUAGUCCCCCACCCCUCCUCUGCGACUGUCCCUCUGAUCUUAUUGUCUGUGUUCUCCUGCCACACUCCUCAAUCCCAGCAGGCUCUGGGGGGAGAUCCCUCCAUGUCCCUGGGGAUCUGAGCUCUGUAACAUGCAGUGACUCACUGGCUGGGUGUAUUUAUUCUGUCAGUUCCAGGGCAGGUCCCCUCUAGUUACAGUGCCGUCAGCUACCUCGCUUCCUUAUCUGAUCCCUGCCAUCCUGCACUCCCUGGAAAUACAGGUGUCCCCUCCCCAGCUCACAGCCUGCCCUGGUCUCUCUGCUUCAGCAGAUUGGACACUCACAGGGGGCUCCAGCCCCCAAAACUACACCCUGCCCUUUAAGGGUGAGCCAGUUGUUUAGCCACACACCCCCUUAUGCUCCUAGCUGCAGGGUUCUGCUGUCUGGAGCAGAUGCACAGGAGGGAGACUCUCCAACUCCCCUGCUGUCAGAGCCCCCCAGCCCCUGUGUCCUGCCUGGCUCCGGGCAGGGUCUGGUUUCCCAGCUUGGCUCUCAGCACGGGGUGAAUGGGAAGCGCUGCCUGGCUUGGCAGGAUGCUUCUAGCUCUUGGCUGGCUCCAGACUCCUGCUCUGCCCGGUGGUGACUGCCUGGCCUCUAAUCCGCUCCAGGACUAGCUGUGGCUACACACCCUGCUCCCAGCGCUGGCGGCCACCGCAUGGCCAGGGCCAGCCCCUGGCACCAGAGCAAUGCCUGGGCUCGUGGUCCUGCCCUCCCUACCCUUAUAACCCUGAGCUGCAGGUGGGAACUGUCUGGAGCUGAGACCUUCCAGUUUGUGUGAGAAUCUGGCGAAAUAAACUGUCCCAGCCCUG